AUGAGCUGUUGGAGUGGGUUCUUCUGUCCCAUGGAAUGCAUCAAGAGAAGUCUUUUCCUAGUUUUCACCAUCUCUUUUACAAUAUAUUUGAUUUCCUAUUUUUAUACUUCUCCUUACCUUGCUGUUCAACCUAAAAGUAAUGAUCUUCACAUGGAAAGUGAAAAGAGUUUAUUUAGAAAAUUAUCUAUAAAUUUCAAACAAAUCUUGGGGAAACAAAAUGGAGAACUACCACCUGAAAAUGAGAAAUCUGGGAAUAAAGCCACGCCCACUCCAACACAGCUAUUUGCAUUCAUUAUCAACGAAGAAGAGAAGUGUAAAGAUAGAACACCUUUGUUGGUAUUGCUGAUAUCAACAACAGCAGCCGAGCUGCAGCACAGAAAAGCCAUCCGGGAGAGCUGGGCGAGCGAAGCCGCGGUUCCCGGCGCGGACAUUGUUCGGCUGUUCAUGCUGGGCAGCGACCCCAGGGGUGACAAAGGGGAUGUUCUGCUGAGAGAAAGUGAGCAGUAUCAUGACAUCAUCCAGCAGGACUUCAUGGACACUUACAACAACUUAACUCUUAAAACUCUGAUGGGCAUGAGCUGGGUGGCCACCUACUGCAGUGGCACGAGGUUUGCUAUGAAGACAGACAGUGAUGUUUUUGUCAACACGAUGCACUUGAUUGAAAAGCUCCUCAGGCCUCUCCCACCUCCCACACAGAAUUAUUUCACAGGCCAUUUAAUGACAGGGCACAGCCCUAUUCGGAAUAAAGCCAGUAAAUGGUACAUAUCAGAAGAAGAAUUCCCAGAAAACAAAUACCACCCUUUCUGUUCAGGAACUGGCUACGUGUUUUCUGGAGACCUGGCUGCAAAAAUUGUAGAUGCUUCUUUAAUGAUUAAAUUUAUACAUUUGGAAGAUGUUUACGUAGGGUUUUGUCUUAAUGCAAAGGGAGUAGAAAUAGCACCAUCUCCUAAAUCGCUGUUUAACAUACACAAGGUUCCAUUUUCUCCUUGUGUGUACAAUGAGUUAAUUACAUCUCAUCACAUUGAGCCACAUGAGCACAUACUCUAUUGGGAAACACUGCAAGAGAAGAAACACACAUGUCAGGAAAGAAAGGUCCAUCCUGGAGCAUCCUAGGAACUUGCUUUGACAAUGGGCAAAGCAGCAGAUGUUUUCUUAGUAGCAACAGCACACCUGUGUAAUGAUAACUUUCAAGGUCCACGGACAUCCUGAAUCAGGUGCCUAGGUUUUGUAUUAGGUUGAAUUCAAAUGAUUUUUCCUCCAUAAAGAAGCCUUUCUCUGUUGAGUGAAUUCUGAUUUACCUUAUUUAGUUUUGGAUGAAGCAUCAAUUAAUUUUUAAAGCCAGCAAGAGACCAUAUCAACCCUACUGAAGAAAAAGCAAAGACAAUGCAAUAAAACUUGUUCUUUCUUUAAAAAUGAAUAAAUUAAUGUGUUAAUUUCAUACUGCUCGAUGUAAUUUGCCUAUGUACCAUUAAAUGUACUCAUGUGGCAUUCCAGUGUGACCGAAGAAGGAAGCAUACAAGAUAUCCUGUGCUGGGGAAUUAGUGCCGGAAAUGUGGGCAGAAACUGCAUCUUCAGAAAAUCUAACAUUAGCAUUUCCCAGAUCUCAGUGCACAGAGUGGCUACUACUCUCUGUGGUUAUAUAUACAUAGAAAACCUCACACACAAGAUACCACUUAUUUGUUAUCAUGGAGAUGUAAU
Melospiza melodia melodia is the source of this 1698-nucleotide messenger RNA. RefSeq names its product beta-1,3-galactosyltransferase 2-like. Gene Ontology annotation, cellular component: Golgi membrane. Bases 1 to 1113 code for a protein of 370 amino acids. The record is from RefSeq and is a predicted model, not a curated record. The transcript has a single exon. Gene Ontology annotation, molecular function: N-acetyl-beta-D-glucosaminide beta-(1,3)-galactosyltransferase activity. Lineage: Eukaryota; Metazoa; Chordata; Aves; Passeriformes; Passerellidae.